This is a messenger RNA of Trematosphaeria pertusa, 2475 nucleotides long. RefSeq names its product sulfate permease-like protein. Bases 1 to 2475 code for a protein of 824 amino acids. Gene Ontology annotation, cellular component: membrane. Gene Ontology annotation, molecular function: sulfate transmembrane transporter activity. The record is from RefSeq and is a predicted model, not a curated record. The transcript has 3 exons. Gene Ontology annotation, biological process: transmembrane transport. Lineage: Eukaryota; Fungi; Ascomycota; Dothideomycetes; Pleosporales; Trematosphaeriaceae.
AUGCCUAGCGGGAGGAUAGGGACCUUCUUUCAGACCAGGGUGUUCCACGCUGACCCCGAGAGCCGACGGCAAGAGACGGAAACAUUCCAGAAGAUUUCCAGAGAGGCCAUUGGAGAGACGUUCCUCGAAGAGGACCCAACCGUCGCAGAAUGGUUUAGAAGUCUGCUACCUACUUCAGCCGGGGCGGGGCAGUAUGUGCAGAACCUCUUCCCUAGCGCACAGUGGAUGCGGCGCUACAAUCUGCACUGGUUGCUUGGGGAUUCCAUCGCUGGCAUAACUGUGGGGCUUGUUGUCGUCCCUCAGGCUAUGGCCUAUGCGCUGCUUGCCCGCUUAUCUCCUGCAUACGGCUUGUACACGACAUUCACCGGCGCAUGUCUUUACUGGAUCUUUGGCACGUCGAAAGACAUUGUCAUUGGGACCACCGCCGUUGGGUCCCUAUUAGUAGGCGGCGUAGUCAGCAGCGUCGAAGCCGAACGCCCAGGCGUGUACCCUCCCGAGCAGGUUGCUCACGCACUUUCGUUCCUUGCCGGGCUGAUCCUACUGUUUUUGGGCUUCUUCCGCUUGGGGUGGCUCAUCGAGUUUAUUCCCUACAUCCCGAUUAGCGCUUUUGUUACGUCCGCCAGCAUCACCAUCAUGUCGACUCAGGUACCCGCUGCCCUCGGCAUCACUGGGAUCAACACACGGGAAUCGCCAUAUAUCGUCAUCAUCAAUACCCUCAAGAGCCUCCCGAGAACGCAGCUGGAUGCCGCCAUCGGUAUUACCUCCAUCAUCCUGCUCUUCCUCAUUAAAGAUGUGUGCGCGAGGAUGGAGAUACGGCAACCUACGAGAAAGAGAAUGUGGUCCUUGAUCUCUUCUCUUCGGUUGACUUUCACGGUGCUCUUGUAUACCUUUAUCAGUUGGUUGGUCCACCGGAAUACGCCCGAGGAAGCGUCAAAGUUCCGCAUCGUCGGUACCAUCGAGAAAGGCUUUUCGCACGCUGGCAUACCCAAACUGGACACCGAACUAUUCGGCUUAGUUGCCCCGCAACUUCCUGCCAUCGUCAUCAUUCUCAUCGUAGAGCAUAUUGCUAUCGCCAAAUCUUUCGGACGCAUAUGCGGCUACACAGUCAUCCCUUCCCAAGAGAUUCUCGCUCAAGGUGCCGCCAAUAUUCUCAGUCCCUUUGUGGGAGGCUAUGUGUGCACUGGGUCCUUUGGUGCCUCUGCCGUUCUAUCCAAGGCUGGAGUGCGCACACCGCUUGCAGGGCUUUUCAGCGCCAUGGUCCUCAUCCUGGCCCUCUAUGCCCUGACCGCCGUGUUCUACUACAUCCCGCACGCAGCACUUGCCGGACUGAUCAUCCAUGCCACCUACAACCUAAUAACGCCACCAAAAAACUUGUACAAGUACUGGCAGCUCUCGCCGAUUGAGCUAGGCAUUUGGGUAGUCGGCGUAGUCCUCGCUCUUUUCACAGACCUGGAGACAUCGAUAUACGCCGGCAUCGCACUCUCCUUCGCCGUCCUCCUCAUCCGCAUGGCAAGGACACCGGGAAAGUUCCCCGGCCUAGCCAAGGUCACCCGCAUCAUGCGCAACGGCCAGUGCGAGGUCGUUUCUUCCUCGGCAAGCUCCUUCACCGGCGAAACCGAGACCGAACAAGUCCACGCUCGCGAGGUCUUCGUCCCCCUCCAGGACAAGGGCAGCCACAACCCGAACGUAAAGAUCGACCCCCCCUACCCAGGUGUUUUCAUCUACCGCUUCAACGAGAACUUCAACUACAUCAACCAAGCAUACCACAUGGACUACCUCCUUUCGUACAUCCUCGCCCACACCCGCCGAACACAGGCGGAUGACGGUGUUCCACUCAAAGACCGUCUGUGGGUCGACGCCCCGCCCUCAGCCAAGCAAAUCACCCAUUCAGAGUCGAUGCCCCUCCUCCGCGCCAUCGUCCUCGACUUCUCCGCCGUCAACGUCCUCGACGUGACCAGCAUCCAGGGCCUAGUCGAUCUCCGCAACACGCUGGAUCGCUACGCCGCGCCCGCAGUCGUGGAGUGGCACUUCGCAGGCGUGCAGAACCGGUGGACGCGCCGCGCGCUCGCAUUCGCAGGCUUCGGCUACCCGGCGACCAAGAACCCAGACGCGCUCGGGAACUGGGUUCCCGUGUACACGGUCGCUACCUCGCUCGCCGGCGCGACAGAGGACGACGAGCGCGACAGGGAUACGCGCAAGCUGCAGCUGCAGGCCCAGGAUGAGGAGUCGCGGCGGAGCACGAGCACGGCGCCGCUGAAGGCGAGUGGGAAGCAGGUCGCGGGCGAGGAGACGCCGCCGGCGGUCGAAGUCACGGAGGAGAAGAGGAAGAUGGAGCCGCUGUACGGUGUGGAUAGGCCGUUCUUCCAUGUCGAUCUCGUGGAUGCGGUGGAUGCUGCGAUACGGGAUGCUAGGAAGAGAGAUGAGCUGCGCGGAAUGCAUGCAGAGGAGCAUAGGGAUACCGGGGUGUCGCCUUGA